Drosophila erecta is the source of this 2460-nucleotide messenger RNA. It is a transcript of the gene Parg, whose product is annotated as poly(ADP-ribose) glycohydrolase. Lineage: Eukaryota; Metazoa; Arthropoda; Insecta; Diptera; Drosophilidae. The coding region runs from base 23 to 2332 and encodes 769 amino acids. Gene Ontology annotation, molecular function: poly(ADP-ribose) glycohydrolase activity. Gene Ontology annotation, biological process: regulation of DNA repair; nucleotide-sugar metabolic process; carbohydrate metabolic process. The record is from RefSeq and is a predicted model, not a curated record. Gene Ontology annotation, cellular component: cytoplasm; nucleus. The transcript is spliced from 2 exons.
CGCUCAUCCCUAAAACACCGGUAUGCCAAAACUGAGGUCACACUUGAUUUUUCCAAUAUUGCAAAAGGUUUAUCAAUCUUCGGCCCAUUGCCGCGGAGCAAGUGCAUCCCUGCUGACCAACCGACUGGGCAAGGGUUUGUGGUUGAACAGCGCCAGCAUGUCCAAGUCGCCGGAUGGCGGCAUUUCCGAGAUGGAAACAGAGGAGGAGCCGGAAUAUCUGGCGGACUCUCUGGCUGAUUCGUGGCGUGGAGUGUCCAUGGAGGCUAUACAUCGUAAUCUGCGGCCAUUUGAACUAGAGAAUUUGCCACCCGUCACAGCCGGCAAUCUGCACCGCGUUAUGUACCAGUUGCCCAUUCGGGAAACACCGCCACGCCCCUACCAAUUACCUGGGAAAUGGGACUCGGAGCAUGUCCGUCUGCCCUGCGCGCCCGAAUCGAAAUAUCCAAGGGAAAACCCGGAUGGCAGCACCACCAUCGAUUCCCGCUGGGACAUGAUCGAGAGAGCCCUUCUGCAGCCCAUAGAGACAAGUGAGGAACUACAGGCGGCGAUAAUAUCAUAUAAUACCACGUACAGGGAUCAGUGGCACUUUCGUGCCCUCCAUCAACUUUUUGACGAGGAGCUGGACGAGAGCGAAACACGGGUUUUCUUCGAGGAUCUAUUGCCACGCAUUAUCCGAUUGGCAUUGCGGCUUCCGGACUUGAUUCAGUCGCCAGUGCCGCUGCUCAAGCAACACAAGAACGUCUCAUUGAGCCUGAGCCAACAGCAGAUCUCGUGCCUGUUGGCUAAUGCCUUUUUGUGCACCUUUCCCCGGAGAAACACACUCAAGCGAAAGUCCGAGUACAGCACUUUCCCGGACAUCAACUUUAACAGACUUUACCAAUCGACGGGACCGGCAGUUCUGGAGAAGCUUAAAUGCAUUAUGCACUAUUUCCGUCGAGUGUGUCCCACAGAGCGGGAUGCCAGCAAUGUGCCCACCGGUGUGGUGACCUUUGUCCGCCGGAGCGGAUCGCCGGAACAACUGGUCGAUUGGAGCCAAAGUGUGGCGCCGCUGGGCCAUGUGCCAUUGCAUGUGAACGCCGAGGGAACGAUCGAGGAUGAGGGCAUCGGACUGCUGCAAGUAGACUUUGCCAACAAAUAUUUGGGUGGCGGUGUUUUGGGACACGGCUGCGUUCAGGAAGAGAUACGCUUUGUCAUCUGUCCGGAGCUCUUGGUGGGCAAACUGUUUACGGAGAGUCUGCGACCAUUCGAGUCUCUGGUGAUGUUGGGCGCCGAAAGGUAUAGUAACUAUACGGGAUAUGCCGGAAGCUUUGAGUGGUCCGGCAACUGUGAGGAUUCCACGCCAAGAGACAGCUCUGGUCGUCGACAAACGGCCAUUGUGGCAAUCGAUGCCCUUCAUUUUGCCCAGUCACAUCAUCAAUAUCGCGAGGAUCUCAUGGAAAGGGAGCUGAACAAGGCGUACAUCGGAUUUGUUCACUGGAUGGUGACGCCACCACCGGGUGUGGCAACUGGUAAUUGGGGAUGCGGCGCAUUCGGCGGAGAUUCCUACCUGAAAGCACUGCUGCAACUCAUGGUCUGCGCCCAGUUGGGCAGACCUUUGGCAUACUAUACCUUUGGAAAUGUGGAGUUUAGAGAUGAUUUUCAUGAAAUAUGGCUGUUGUUUCGCAAUGAAGGGACUACGGUUCAUCAGCUUUGGAGUAUUUUAAGGUCCUAUAGUAUGGUUAUGAAUGAUAUGUGCUGCAAGGAGCCGCGUGAGAGUAAGGCUUCCAAACAGAACUUAUAUGAUUUCAUAAGAGAUGAACUUAAGAAGGUCAAAGAUGGGCCUGGAGAAGGAGCAUCCGCAGAAGCUGGAAUCUCCAAAGCAGCUGGAUCUGGUGAAGGAAAAUCGGAGGCAAAGAGCUCGGCAUCAGCGAAAUCCUCGCCAGAACUCAACCAGCAUUCAGCCCGAUCACAAGCCACCAUAACUCAACAAAGUGCCGAUCUCUUGCCCGCCCAAUCAUCGCAGGAUAACUCCAAUUCCUCGGAAGAUCAGGCCAUUCUCAUGCUGUCCGACGAUGAGGAAGCUAAUGCCAUGAUGCAGGCCGCUAGCCUGGAAGCAAAAAGCAGCGGAGAAAUAAGCAACAGCAGCACAUCAGCCAAAACCAGCGCUUCCGCCACGAAAACGGUAGGUUCAGGUGGCCGGCAGUUGACCCUGCUCGAUAUGCUGGACUCUCAUUAUGAAAAGGGAUCGGCAUCGAAGAGGCCACGAAAAGCACCCGACUGCAGCAAAGCUGAGGGUUCAGCAAAGAGUCGUAAGGAGAUCGAUGUGGACGAUAAGGACGAUCUUGUUGACUAAGUGAUAUUGCACUAGAGGAUUGUUACUGCUCCAAAUUGAAGAGGUAUAUAAUGUAGUUAACUUUAAGGACAUAAUUAGGGCAUUUUAAAGUAGGAUGAUUGUAAGUCGAAUAAAGUGAAUUUUUUUUU